AACUCAUGAAAUGGAUAUUAAAUUGGGUAUAGUUGCUCCAGACGAAUUGAAAGAUCCCGAAUCAAAUAACCAUAAAGACGAAGAUGAGAAAAGGAAGAAAUUGCAUUUAGUAAAUAUACCACAUUUUAAAGAUGCGAUAAUUAUGUCAACUGUUUGCGAUUCAUGCGUGUAUAAAUCAAAUGAGGUAAAAUCAGGAAGUAUGAUAUCAGAAAAGGGAAAAAGAAUCAAGUUAAAAAUAUUAGAUCUAGAGGAUAUGUCAAGAGAAAUAUUAAAAUCAGAAACGUGUGGAUUAUCAAUACCCGAAAUAGAAUUGGAGUUGUUGUCUGGUACUUUAGGUGGUAGAUUUACAACGGUUGAAGGAUUGCUAAGACAAAUUUAUGAUCAAUUAGAGGGAACGACGCCAUUUAUUAGUGGUGAUAAGGUUAAAGACGAAAAACUGCUUAACCAUAACGCAGAAGGCACAGUUGCCGUUCUUAAAGCAAAAGGAGCUUUAAUAACACUCAAAACGAAUCGAGGACUCUCGGUUUUUAAUUCCGGCGAUGUUAAUUAUAAAACUUGGUCGGAUUAUGGAAAGAAAAUUUACAAGUAUCUUACUAGUAUUAACGACGAUGUAAGAUUAGAAAGCGAACAAAGUGAUACUAUUUAUUUGGAAGCUCACGAUAAACAUAGUUAUUAUGGUGAUACUAUUGUAUGGACAUGUCAAGGCUCAAUCACAGUUACAGAUAUACGCACUAGUAGUUCAGGAUACGAAACAAAAUUCAAGGGAAGGUCAGUUAUGAAAAUAUUGAUAGUAGAUUCUAAUAAAAUGAAAAUGUUGGAACAAACAGCUGGGAGUGAUAUGCAAAAUGCAAAAAGGAAAGUUGAUUCGGAAACUAAAAGAUUGACUUGGGGCUAA
This is a messenger RNA of Entrophospora sp. SA101, 895 nucleotides long. NCBI's taxonomy places the organism in Eukaryota, Fungi, Glomeromycota, Glomeromycetes, Entrophosporales, Entrophosporaceae. The record is from the annotation of a GenBank genome assembly.